AUGCCUCUUAUUGUACCUGGCAUCAACUCCUCGAUGGGCGACCAGUCCGAGUGGGUCACAAAGCUGAUGGGAAAGAAGAUCGGCGACACCAGCGACGAAGUCUCAUUUGCGAAGAAGGAUCUGCCCGAGUCGCACCGGGUCUUGAAGCCCGGCGAUAUGACAAGCAUGGACCACAAUCCCGAUAGACUGAACGUCCAUGUAGACGAAGAAGGAACCGUUAAGGACAUUACCUAUGGCUAG
Messenger RNA from Penicillium macrosclerotiorum, 240 nucleotides. RefSeq lists its product as uncharacterized. NCBI's taxonomy places the organism in Eukaryota, Fungi, Ascomycota, Eurotiomycetes, Eurotiales, Aspergillaceae. The record is from RefSeq and is a predicted model, not a curated record. The transcript is spliced from 3 exons. The coding region runs from base 1 to 240 and encodes 79 amino acids.